AUGAGUAGCUAACUAAAUUAAUAAUCAAAUUCUUAAAAGCCUUUAAGAUAACCACCUCUUCCAAGAUUAAAACCAACAGAACAAUUAGAUCCACAUCCACAAUAAGUUAAUGUCUUUGAUCCAUUAAAAUAUGUUAAACCUGGACUUAAUAAGGAAGAUGUCAUAAAAAUCAAAGAGUGUUUUGAUAUUUUUGAUGAUGAUAAAAGUGGUGCUAUUUCGUAACAAAUAUGACAUAUUAUCUCUGUAUAGACCUAAUGAAUUGAAAAAUGCGAUUGUUGCUUUAGGUAUGGAACAAAGUAUAGAGGAUAUUGUUAAUAUGAUUCAAGAUCUUGAUUAAGAUGGAUCAAGAUAAGUUGAUUUUGAAGAGUUUUUAUAGAUAUUUGGAUUUUAAGGGUAUAUAUAAAUAUUAAUCUAAAGUUCAAUAGAGGAUGAGGAAGUAUUAACAGAUUUAUAUAAAUAAUUUGAUUCAUCAAAAGAAGGUAAAAUUACUUAUGAAGAUUUCAAAAGAAUUAAUGAAUUAGUUUCUGAAAGAUAUACUGAUUAGGAAUUAAGAGAAAUGGUUUAAUAUGCUGAUUUAAAUAAUGAUGGUACUUUAAAUUGGGAUGAAUUCAAAAUUGUUAUACAGAAAGAGAAUUCUAAUAAUAAAAAAUGA
This is a messenger RNA of Paramecium primaurelia, 652 nucleotides long. The record is from the annotation of a GenBank genome assembly. NCBI's taxonomy places the organism in Eukaryota, Ciliophora, Oligohymenophorea, Peniculida, Parameciidae.